Messenger RNA from Aspergillus costaricaensis CBS 115574, 748 nucleotides. RefSeq lists its product as uncharacterized. The coding region runs from base 168 to 635 and encodes 155 amino acids. The record is from RefSeq and is a predicted model, not a curated record. The transcript is spliced from 2 exons. NCBI's taxonomy places the organism in Eukaryota, Fungi, Ascomycota, Eurotiomycetes, Eurotiales, Aspergillaceae.
CUUCAAUAUCACUUCUCCUAGAAUUUAUUUUCAAAAUACUACUCUCAUACAUAACUAUAUACAUCCGCCACAACUACUACACCAUCACCAUUAGACCCAACAAUUGAAACACAUUCCUCUCCAAUCCGGCUCAAAAACAACCCAAUUCCACCAACCUACAGACCACCAUGCUCAACCGCAUCACCCCAAUCGGCCGCCUGGUCCAACGCACCACUCAAAUUCAAACCCGAACCCGAACCCUCCAACCCGCCACCCGCACCUUCCGCACCAUCGCACCGCUGCGCACAACUCACCAGCAAAAGAACGAAACGAAAUCCGGAGACCGCAACGUCCUCGACCCUCAGCGAUCGGAGAGCUCCUACACCGGCACGGACAGCGAAGUCGCGGGCCACGACGCAGCCUUUGACCCUAGCAACACAUCACCCGAAGGCCAGGUCGAGCAGGCGCAGAAGGAGUCCGAGCAGCAGGGUAAAGUGAGUAACCCUCUGGAUAUGAGUCCUGGAAACUCGGAAGUCAGUCAUGCGAGGCCGCCCCAGGAGGGAGGUCCCGAUCAUAAUGCUGAAAAGGAGGGGCCCAGCUCGAGGGGGUGGACGAAGAAGAACCGUGAGGUGAGGGGUGGGAAUAGGAAGUAUUGAAGGAUUGAGGUUGUUGUAUAGACUUUGCAUUUGGUUUUUAAAUUGUCUCAUGUGUGAAAGUGCUUGUUUGUUGGGUUGAGUUGUGUAUGGUAUUGGAUAUAAUAAGAAGCAGG